GCCAGCUGCCGCCAGACUGACUGAGCUUCAUGGUGGGGAGUCUGCACGUGUUCGGCGAAAAACAGAGGAAAUUAGACUAAUUUAGCACUUAAUUGAUAAUUUUUGCACUGCCCUGUGUGCCUCUUUGUGGACAGGUUGUAAUCUGAGGUAUUGAACUCCUGACAUGAUGAUUACAAGAAGAGAAAUUGAUGUAUUGGCGCUCGCUAACAGCAUGUGAGUUAGCGUUAGCUGAGAACAACAUGCCCAGACUUGUCCCUUACCGCACACGCUGGGAGAAGGAAGGAAUAAGGACCCACAACGUUACAUAAUUUAGUUAAUUUUUGUAUGACGAAUACAAUGGAUUACCAGUUCCCAGAGCAACUUUACCCUUCGUUUUACAACUGCGGACCUCCAGACUUGGUCCUGAAACACUGUGCAGGAAACUGGGGCUGCUACGACGGAGUCCGACCUCAGGGUGGCUCUGGUCCUCUCUCCAGCUGGACCUUUACCUCCAGGCAUCAGGUCAGAGGGGAGACAUGGCGUCACACAGAGCCAGCACCAGUUCCCCUCCUGCCCCCCAAACACUCUGUCCUCUGGCCUUCGACGCCUCCAGAUCCGCAGGAUUUCCCAGAACAUAUGCAGAACUUCUUCAUGGACCACUGCCAGGAUGCCUUCGGGAGCAUGAGCGAAAUUCUGAAUGAAGACUUCAUCUUCAAACAAGGAACGAAAAAGAUGUCUCGCAUUGACUCAGUCUACAUGAGGAAAAUGGAAAGCCUCAUCAAAAAGGGAAAGUUGAAAAAGCGUCCGUUGUCGUUUCCCUCCAAGGUGCUGAACACGUACGGCUCCAUGCUGUCGGACGUGUUGGCCGCCGUGCCCCCCGCCCUGCUUGGCUCCCUGCUGUUCGAGGAGCUGAAGGAGCAGAGGGAGCGCAUGCUGUUCUCUGAAGCAGCCACAGGGGGCGCUCUGGCCUUCGUCCCUUUCUCACAGAGCAGCAGCGACUCUCAGAGCGGCUGCCUCCUCUACCCCGGGAACCAGGGGCUGGACUGCCUCAACUUCCAGGGAGUGGAGCUGCAGCAGCACAGAGGGACCCCCCCCUGUUUGAACACCAGCAGCUCUAAUCUGUCGAGCUUCCAGCUGAAGGCCCCCGUCAGACAGAUCAGCACCGCCUCACUUAUCAACAACUGUUGUGUGGCCGUGCGCUCGGAUCACCUGUGUGGAGUCUGGAGGUUCAGUGAAGGAAACAAGCCUCAGCUGAUGGAAGUUGUCAACACCAAAGAGGUCGCCACCUGCAUCAGUGUCAGUCCUCAUGUUCUAGGUGAAGUUCUGGUGGCGAGUGAGAGCGGAGCGGUAGACCUGUGGACCGUCGGCAGAGGGAUGCAGAGGGUUCGGGAGGAGGAGGAAAACCUGUACUUCAACGCCAAGUCAUCAUGGCGAUGGUGCGAGUUCUCCGCCCACCCCAGGGUGAUGGUGUAUGCAGACAGGACGGGGGUGGAGCUCACUGACAUCAGGGUGAGUCCUGUCUCAAAUCACACUCUGUUUCGUAUCAGCAACACCGCCGAAUGUCGCAGUGGAGAGAGACUCAUCCUGUCCAGAUACCUGGCAGACAUCCACCCCUUCCACCACCUCAUCACCACUCAGCACUCGGCCUACAUCAUGGACGAGCGUUUCCCCUGCGUGCACAUGCUCAAGUGGGAUCACAUGAUGCAGUCUCCACCAAUGUUCUGUCACACUUUCCCUGGCUCCGCCUCCUCCCGGACCGCUAAGGUUCUGCUGGGCUCCCACAGCUCUCAAGAAAUCACCCUGCUGCAGUACUCAGGGGGGAAAGCCGAAGCCUGUUCCAGUCGGGGUCCUCCUCAGGCGCUGCUCAGACCCAGAGACAGCCUGAGACACCUUCCUGUCCAACUCCCUCACCGCCUGGAGCUGGCCACCAGCAGACUGUCCUCACCGGCAGCAGGUCUGACUUGUAUCCAGAAGAGAGGAGGAGGAGAGGCAGGGGGCGAGGAGUGUAUCUGUAUCCUCCAGCUGACGGAGGCGGGGGAUAUUUUCUACCAGAUCCUGGAGCACGAGCAGUCGCACACCCCUCCACCAGCUAUGGAGAAAAACACAAUUUCAGAGAUAAAUCCAGCCCAACAACCACCACAGUCGUUGAGGCUCAUAUCGGAAGUAUCGAGCGACGAAGACAUAAUCGGCCCGACUCAGACGCAGAGCUUUGUGGCUGAAACACAGGAGGAGGAACGGCCAGAACUGGACAUGUACGCUUUCUCUAACGAGUCCUGGUCCCCAAGAAAGUCCCGCCGCAUAAAGAAUUUGCAGCUGCAGGUCAUCGUCAAUGACUAUGACAAUGAUGAAACCGUGAGUGGACUGGACACAGGUUUGAAUGAGGAAACCGUGAGUGAAGAAAAAGCUGAUAUUCCAGAGGAACCCAGCCGUGUGGAGGAAACAACAAGCGGCAGCCAGAAGCUCAGCGACGGUGUUCUGGUCACAUGGAAACAGUGGCUGCAGAAAUUGAUGCAAAAGAGUCACAAGAAUAAGCCCCGCCCACAGCUCAGGCAGCCCUUCAAAAUCACAACUAAAGAACUCAUCUACCUGUCGUCUGACGAUGAAGCGAGAGGAGAGGAUUCAGAGGAGAAGGAGCGCGUGGAGAACGUGAGGCGGGACCUCAGAGCGUGCAUGACCAACCGCUCGCUGCUCGUUCACAGCGCCGUCUCCGCCUCUCUCGGAGACCAGGAGGUGGUGGAGGUGCCCGACGCGGUGAAUACUGACGACUGGGGGGAUCCGACGAGCGAGCGCUUCACUGUCUCCUGGCAGGGGGAGGGGGCCUGGCAGGCGUGGUGGGUGGAGAACCUGGGGCUGAACAGGGAGAAGAAGGUGGAGGCUCUGAGGAGGAAGAGGAGGAGGGAGAAGGAGGUGAGGAGAGCGUCCAGUCAGCGCUCGGUGCUGUCCAGCAGCUUCUGCUCGUCUCUGAGCUACCAGUCGGACCUGAGCGACUUCUCAGAUCUGUCCGGAUGGUCCUCGUCCGCCAGUUUGGGGGCGUGGUCCGACAGCGAGGGGGGGCUGUCCCAGUCGGAGGGGUCUGUAGGGAGCGGGAUCCCACGAGCUGCAACACCCUCCUCCAGUCAAACAGACCCCACGCCUCAACCAGGGAACCAGACCCCAACUUCUCAACCAGGGAACCAGACCCCCAGUUCUCAACCAGGGAACCAGACCCCCACUUCUCAACGAGGGAACCAGACCCCCACUUCUCAACCAGGGAACCAGACCCCCACUUCUCAACGAGGGAACCAGACCCCCACUUCUCAACCAGGGAACCAGACCCCCACUUCUCAACGAGGGAACCAGACCCCCACUUCUCAACCAGGGAACCAGACCCCCACUUCUCAACCAGGGAACCAGACCCCCACUUCUCAACCAGGGAACCAGACCCCCACUUCUCAACCAGGGAACCAGACCCCCACUUCUCAACGAGGGAACCAGACCCCCACUUCUCAACGAGGGAACCAGACCCCCACUUCUCAACGAGGGAACCAGACCCCCACUUCUCAACGAGGGAACCAGACCCCCACUUCUCAACGAGGGAACCAGACCCCCAGCAGAACCAACGCCCCCCCAAACACACCUAAACCUCUCGACUCCACCCCGGCCACUGUGAGGAGGAGCAAACCCCAAGAAGACUACCUCAGCGCUCUGUUCGCACCGCAGGUAAGAGGGAGGGGUAACGACUACAGAUCUUUCUCGUCCACACAGAAGCUUUGGUGGCGCGUGAGGCUCAGGUUUGGGAAGGCUAAAUAACUUUUUUUACCUGAUGCUAUAGAUAAGAGAUCAACCGAGAUUAACUCAGUGAAAGCACCGCCUGCUGACCAAUCAGA
Gymnodraco acuticeps is the source of this 3845-nucleotide messenger RNA. It is a transcript of the gene taf1c, whose product is annotated as TATA-box binding protein associated factor, RNA polymerase I subunit C. Gene Ontology annotation, biological process: transcription by RNA polymerase I. Lineage: Eukaryota; Metazoa; Chordata; Actinopteri; Perciformes; Bathydraconidae. The transcript is spliced from 14 exons. Bases 325 to 3768 code for a protein of 1147 amino acids. The record is from RefSeq and is a predicted model, not a curated record. Gene Ontology annotation, molecular function: protein binding; RNA polymerase I core promoter sequence-specific DNA binding. Gene Ontology annotation, cellular component: fibrillar center.